Molecule: messenger RNA, 6330 nt
Organism: Orycteropus afer afer
Lineage: Eukaryota; Metazoa; Chordata; Mammalia; Tubulidentata; Orycteropodidae
Gene: CABIN1
Product: calcineurin binding protein 1
Exons: 34
Biological process (GO): chromatin organization
Cellular component (GO): nucleus
Molecular function (GO): protein binding; nucleosome binding
Source: RefSeq, a predicted model, not a curated record
AUCCGAAUUGCAGCCUUAAAUGCCAGCUCCACGGUUGAGGAUGAUCAUGAAGGAAGCUUUAAAAGUCAUAAAACUCAGACAAAGGAAGCUCAGGAAGUGGAGGCUUUUGCCUUGUACCACAAGGCCCUGGAUCUACAGAAACACGACCGGUUUGAAGAGUCAGCCAGAGCCUACCAUGAGCUUCUAGAGGCACGCCUGCUGCGGGAGGCGGUGUCGUCAGGUGAUGAGAAGGAGGGCCUCAAGCACCCCGGGCUAAUGCUGAAAUACUCCACAUACAAGAACCUGGCCCAGCUGGCGGCCCAGCGCGAGGACCUGGACACCGCCAUGGACUUCUACCUGCAGGCAGUGAUGCUGGACUCCACCGACGUCAAUCUCUGGUACAAAAUCGGACACGUGGCCCUGAGGCUGGUCCGCAUCCCCCUGGCUCGCCACGCGUUUGAGGAAGGGCUGCGUUGCAACCCUGACCACUGGCCCUGCCUGGACAGCCUCAUCACCAUUCUGUACGCGCUCAGUGACUACACCACGUGUCUGUACUUCAUCUGCAAGGCACUGGAGAAGGACUGCCGCUACAGCAAGGGGCUGGUCCUCAAGGAGAAGAUAUUCCACGAGCAGCCAUGUCUCCGGAAGGACUCGCUCCGUAUGUUCCUGCGAUGUGACAUGUCCAUCCACGAUGCAUCCGUGAGUGCGGCUGAAGCCCAGGCCAUCGUGGAUGAGGCGAUGGGGCUGCGGAGGAGGAGGCAGGCGCUGACCGUGCGGGAGAAGGUGCCAGACCUGAAGCUGGUGCGGCCCAUCCCCUUCUUCACCUGGAAGUGCCUUGGGGAGAGCCUCCUUGCCAUGUACACUCACCUCACCACCUGUGAGCCCCCGCGGCCCAGCCUGGGCAAGAGGAUCGACCUGUCUGACUACCAGGAUGCCACCCCACAGCUGGCUGCCUCCACGGUGCUGCCACCCGUCAGCGUUAUCCAGCCACCCCCCGUCAGCACGCCCCUGCCUGGGACCGGGGCUGAGCCCGUGCUCACCUACAGCCCUGUGGCUGCGGCCAGCUUCCCACGCCAUAGCCCCAGCCUGCUGGAGACAGGCCUGGCCGUGGGCGAUGCAUCUGGGGGAGACAGGUCCAAGAAGGGUAUGAAGAGGAAGAAGAUCGCAGAGGAGAGCGGCGAGACAGCCAAGCGGCGUUCGGCCCGUGUCAGGAACACCAAGUGCAAGAAGGAGGAGAAGGUGGAUUUCCAGGAGCUCCUGGCCAAGUUCCUGCCGUCCAGGCUGAGGAAGCUGGACCCUGAGGAGGAGGAUGGCCCCUUCACCAGCUACGAGGUCCAGGCAGAGGCCAAGCCAGAGCACAGCCCUAGCGCGGGGCCACACAGGCUGUCGUUUGACUCUGCCACAUUCAUGGAGUCAGAGAGGCGGGACGUGCAUGACUUCCUGCUGAGGAACCUGACCAAUGGUGGCAUCCUUGAGCUGAUGAUGCGUUACCUGAAGGCCAUGGGCCACAGGUUCCUGCUGCGCUGGCCGCCGGGGCUGGCAGACAUUGUGCUCAGCAUCUACCACAGCUGGAGGCGCCACAGCACCAGCCUGCCCAACCCAUUGCUGCGGGACUGCGGCGACCAGCACAUCAAGGACAUGAUGCUGAUGUCCCUGUCCUGCAUGGAGCUCCAGCUGGACCAGUGGCUGCUCACCAAAGGCAGAAGUUCUGCAGGUGUGACACCGUGCCCUGUGCUGGGGCUGCUCUCAGAGCCCCUGCAGCCGGGCUCACGCCCAGCUCACGCCCAGCUCACGCCCAGUGUAGCAGCAGCUUUCCGCCAGUUGCUGCAGGGGGACAUGGAGCAGGCCCUGGAGAACUACGACAUCUGCACGGAGAUGCUGCAGAGCCCGGCCAGCCUCCAGGCCGCAGCAGGCACUGAGCGGAGAGACCUGGUCAUCCGACUGCCUAACCUGCACAACGAUGCCCUCGUGUCCCUAGAGGAGAUCGAUAAGAACCUGAAGUCUCUGGAGCGGUGCCAAUCCCUGGAGGAGAUCCAGCGACUGUACGAAGCUGGCGACUACAAGGCCGUUGUGCGCCUGUUGCGCCCCACUCUGUGCACCAGUGGCUUUGACCAGGCCAAGCACCUGGACUUCAUGACGUCCAUCCCGGAGAGGCCGGCCCAGCUGCUGCUGCUGCAGGACUCCCUGCUGCGGCUGCAGGAUUCCCAGCAGUGCUUCGAAUGCUCGGACAUUGCCCUGAACGAAGCCGUCCAGCAGAUGGUCAACGCUGGUGACACAGCGGCUAAGGAGGAGUGGGUGGCCACGGUGACGCAGCUGCUGCUGGGCAUGGAGCAGGCGCUGUCUGCAGACGGUGGCAGCAGCCUCCUGAAGGAGUCUUCGUCUGGCCUGAGCCUUGUCAGGCUCACCAGCAACCUCAUCCAGGUCAUCGACUGCAGCAUGGCCGUGCAGGAGGAGCCCAAGGAGCCGCGCGGGGCCUCGGUGCUGCCCUGGAUCCUCUUGCACCGCAUCAUCUGGCAGGAGGAGGACACCUUCCGCUCCUUGUGCCACCAGCAACAGCUCCAGAGCGCAGCAGAUGAAGGGAUGUCCGAGACGCCGAUGCUCCCGUCCGCCCUCAUGCUGCUCAACACGGCCCACGAGUACCUGGGCAGGCGGUCCUGGUGCUGCAAUUCUGACGGGGCUCUGCUGCGCUUCUAUGGCUCACGCUCCUGCCAUCUGUCUUCCCUGCAGGUGGACCUUGUCUGGGAGGAUGCCCUGUUCAUGUUUGAGUAUUUUAAGCCCAAGACCCUUCCUGAGUUUGACAGUUACAAGACCAGCACCGUGUCUGCCGACCUGGCCAAUCUCCUGAAGCGGAUUGCCACCAUCGUGCCGCACACAGAGAGGCCAACGCUGAGCCUGGACAAAGUGUCCGCAUACAUCGAGGGGACCUCAGCUGAGGUGCCAUGCCUCCCGGAAGGGGCUGACCCCUGCCCCGCGGUGGUGAGCGAGCUCUACUACCUCCUGGCCGAUUACCACUUCAAAAACAAGGAGCAGUCCAAAGCCAUCAAGUUCUACAUGCAUGAUAUCUGCGUCUGCCCCGACAGGUUCGAUUCCUGGGCAGGCAUGGCCCUGGCCCGGGCCAGCCGCAUCCAGGACAAGCUCAACUCCAACGAGCUGAAGAGCGACGGGCCCAUCUGGAGGCACGCCACCCCCGUGCUGAACUGCUUCCGACGGGCCCUGGAGAUCGACAGCUCCAACCUGUCUCUGUGGAUCGAGUACGGCACCAUGUCCUACACCCUGCACUCAUUCGCCGCACGCCAGCUGAAGCAGUGGAGGACUGAGCUCCCCCCUGAGGUCGUGCAGCAGAUGGAGGGGCGCCGUGACAGCAUGCUGGAGACGGCGCGGCACUGCUUCACGUCGGCGGCCCGCUGCGAGGGUGAUGGUGACGAGGAGGAGUGGCUGGUCCACUACAUGCUGGGCAAGGUGGCUGAGAAGCAGCAGCAGCCGCCGGCCGUCUACCUGCUGCACUACCGGCAGGCCGGCCACCACCUGCACGAGGAGGCCGCCCGCUACCCCAAGAAGAUUCACUACCACAACCCCCCCGAGCUGGCCAUGGAGGCCCUGGAGGUGUACUUCCGACUUCACGCAUCCAUCCUGAAGCUCCUGGGGAAGCCUGACUCCGGAGUCGGCGCCGAGGUGCUCCUCAGCUUCAUGAAGGAGGCCGCAGAGGGGCCCUUCGCCAGAGGCGAGGAGAAGAAUACCCCCAAGGCUCCAGAAAAGGAGAAGGCCUGCCUGGUGGAUGAGGACUCCCGCUCUUCGGCUGGGCCGCUGCCAGGCCCCGGAGCCCCUGUCCCCUGCUCUGGCCCAGGUCUGACAUCCCCACCUUACACAGCCACUCCGCUUGACCACGAUUACGUCAAAUGUAAAAAACCCCAGCAGCAGGCGACGUUGGACGAUCGCAGCCAGGACAGCUCAGCUGUGGCGCUCUCAGACUCCAGCUCAACGCAGGACUUCUUCAGCGAACCUGCCAGCUCGCUGGAGGGCUCCCGGAAGCCCCUCGUCACUGAGAAGAGAAUGCCCACCCCCAGUGCCCAGGCAGGUCCAGCUGGAAGAGACCUGCAGGGGGCCACAGAGGAGAGAGGAAAAUCCGAAGAGUCCUUGGAGAACACAGAAGGCUUCCGGGCAGCGGAGCAGGGGGCCCAGAGGCCUGCUGCAGAGCCCCCAACUGUGGGCCACCCUACCAAGGCCCCGGCGCCAGCCCCCUCCCCAUGGGAGGGCAGGAGGCGAGCGGAGCCCCCAGGGGAGCCGACCGCCUUCCCGCAGGGGCUGCCGGCGGGUGCGGAGGAGCAGCGGCAGUUCCUCACGGAGCAGUGCAUCGCGUCCUUCCGGCUGUGCCUCAGCCGCUUCCCCCAGCACUACAAGAGCCUCUACCGGCUGGCCUUUCUCUACACCUACAGCAAGACCCACCGGAACCUCCAGUGGGCCCGUGACGUGUUGCUAGGCAGCAAUAUCCCGUGGCAACAGCUACAGCACAUGCCGGCACAGGGGCUCUUCUGUGAGAGGAACAAGACCAAUUUCUUCAACGGCAUCUGGCGGAUCCCCGUGGACGAGAUCGACCGGCCGGGCAGCUUCGCCUGGCACAUGAACCGCUCCAUUGUGCUCCUGCUGAAGGUGCUGGCCCAGCUGCGGGACCACAGCACCCUGCUGAAGGUGUCCUGCAUGCUGCAGCGCACUCCCUUGCUCUGCAGGAAGUACUUGCGUGAUGCUGACCGCCAGGUCCUGGCACAGCGGGCCUUCAUCCUCACCGUGAAGGUGCUGGAGGACACGCUGAGCGAGCUCGCAGAGGGGUCCGAAUGUCCAGGCCCCAAGGCCUGUGGUCCUGCUGGAACCAGGAUGACCACAGACGUCUCCCACAAGGCCAGCCCCGAGGAUGGGCACGAGGGCCUCCCUCACCUCAAGAAGCCCCCCCUGGCUGAUGCCUCGGGACCAGGGCCCGAGCCAGGGGGCAAAGCGAGCCCCCCCAACCCCCGGGCUGUGGCCCCAGACCCUGGGGACCGCGUGGACCAGGGCGGGGAGCGCAGGGACAGGGAGAGCCCCCGGGCUGGCCUCACAGAGCCCAUGGACACAGCGGAGGCCGCUGGCCGCCGCCCAGAUGCAGAGCGGGCACCCCUAGUGCCUCUGGGGCACCCCCCGCGGGAGUGGGGCCCUGAGAGCCGGCCAGCCGAGCUGUCGCUGGAGGAGCUGAGCAUCAGCGCUGGCCAGCAGCCCUCCCCACCGCCACCGGCUGCAGCCGCCCCCGGCGCCCCCGAGGAGCUGGCCCCGCGGCCCAGCCGCAAGCGGAAGCUCCUGGAGGACACCGAGUCGGGCAAGACGCUGCUGCUGGACGCGUACCGCGUGUGGCAGCAGGGCCAGAAGGGCGUGGCCUAUGACCUGGGCCGCAUCGAGAGCAUCAUGGCCAAGACCUACAUGCUCAUCAAGCAGGUGGACGAGGAGGCAGCGUUGGAGCAGGCCGUGAAGUUUUGUCAGUUCCACCUGGGGGCCGCUGCCCAGAGACAAGCCGCGGGGGACACUCCCACCACCCCAAAGCACCCCAAGGACAGCCGAGAGAACUUUUUCCCUGCGGCGGUGACCCCCACAACCCCGGAUACCCCAGCGGCUGACACCCUCCAGCGGCCCAGCGACAGCCACGCCAAGCCCCGCCCCUCCCCAGCCACUGCCACGGCCGCCGUCAGCUGCCUGCCCUGUGCUUCCGUCUCCACUCCAGACCCGGCUAAGGACCCUGGGCCCCCCCGGCUGCACAGGCCUGAGGCCACCCCUGGCCCCACCUCUUUGAGCCCCGAGGGAGAAGAGCUGGCCGGAGCGGCAGAGGGCACCAGCUUCACCCUCCAGGAGCCCCGGCCCCCACAGACAGCGAAGCCGGCCCCCACAGCACCCCCAGCAGAGCUGAACCGCUGGCCGGCGGAGGCUGCCCCCCUGACAGGCACUGAGCCCACCUGCAGCCAAGCCUCUGGCUCCAAGGCCCCCAGCAGUGGGGGCAUCCAGCCACCCGGGCUUCCCCCGGGCAAGGCCGAGCCCAGCAAGGCCAAGCCACGUCUGCUGCCCACCAUGCCAAAGCUGGUCAUCCCUGCAGUCACCACCAAGUCCCCUCCUGAAAUCACUGUCACACCGCCCACCCCGACCCUGCUGGUUCCCAAAGGCAGCAUCUCGGAGGAAACCAAGCAGAGGCUGAAGUCGGCCAUCCUGUCUGCGCAGUCGGCCGCCAACGUGAGGAAGGAGAGCCUGUGCCAGCCGGCCCUGGAGGUGCUGGAGACCUCGAGCCAGGAGUCCUCGCUGGAGAGCGAGACAGACGAGGAUGAGGACGACAUGGACAUCUGA